GCCGCUCUCUUUGUUUUCGUUUUUUGUUCUCUCUUUAACUGCUUCAUACGCCUUGGGAACGCCACAGCCACAACACAGAAAUGCCGCCUCGGCCUCUCCUCCUGCCGUUGUGCGUCGCUGCAGCGCUGCUGAUCCUCGGCAGCUGGUCUGCGCAGGCCACAUUAUUUCUCGCCAACACCACCGCCAGCAUACGACCGUUUAGCAAGCUGCAGGAUUUUUGUCAGUCGGUCAACGACGGCAGCACCGUCGUCGCCAUGAAUGUGUUGGCCAUCCGAAAUGAGGUGGUGACGCUGAUGAACGGUGCGGGGGUGGGGAAGGCGUACGUCUCGGCCACCUACGACUUAACGGCGUCGCCGCCCUCCUACUUUUGGAUCAUCGAGGGAACAGACGGCGUCACCACCAAACAGAUGGUGUCACCCUCCGAUUUUGUGAACGGUGUGACGCCGGUAGAUCAGCUGCCGUUUGUGCUGUACAGCACCGACCCUUCGGCGACCGGCCUCAUCCCCUUCUCGGGGCUGUUCAAAUACCCGGUUGUGUGCACGACGAACGACGCCACCUUCACGACUCUCCCUCCGACCACGGCGCCACACCCCGGGCCGGCCACCACCACCACGACUACACGAGCCCCGUCGUCGUCGUCGUCGACGAAAAAAGGUAGCAACUUCCCGUGGUGGGCCAUUCUUAUUCUGGUCCUCGGCAUUGUGGCAAUUCUGGUGGUGGUGGCUGUCGUCGUCUGUUGCUGUUUCUUCGAGUGUGUGAUGGAGGAUGAGCUGCCUGAGGAAAAGGGGAGUAGGGAGAGCAGCGACUCUCUGCAGGGCCGGUCCGAUGAGACGCGCACCUUCGGCGACCACCUUGACGAUGAUGAUCUAACGAAGUCCCCGCGUCACUCAGAGGCAGAAGGAUCGGUGGGCGACACCGGCACGAGCUACACCAAGACGAAUGGGCGUAGUGGUUCUCCGGGAACGGCAACGCCGCCUGUUUUCACGGAGGACGAAACGCCCUCAAGUUACAGCGGAAGCGAGGCUUCCGUGACGCGCAGCAGUCACAGCAGCGACAGCGAUUCGGUUUCGCUAUAG
Molecule: messenger RNA, 1076 nt
Organism: Leptomonas pyrrhocoris
Lineage: Eukaryota; Euglenozoa; Kinetoplastea; Trypanosomatida; Trypanosomatidae
Exons: 1
Coding region: 81-1076 (331 amino acids)
Source: RefSeq, a predicted model, not a curated record